Molecule: messenger RNA, 2876 nt
Organism: Lacerta agilis (Sand lizard)
Lineage: Eukaryota; Metazoa; Chordata; Lepidosauria; Squamata; Lacertidae
Gene: ITGB2
Product: integrin subunit beta 2
Exons: 16
Coding region: 241-2550 (769 amino acids)
Biological process (GO): integrin-mediated signaling pathway; cell migration; cell-matrix adhesion
Cellular component (GO): cell surface; integrin complex; focal adhesion
Molecular function (GO): integrin binding; amyloid-beta binding
Source: RefSeq, a predicted model, not a curated record
CUUUGGAUGUCUUGAAAAUAAGCUUGCCACCCUCCCUCACUUCUCACUUCCUCUACAACCCACAGGGGCAAGAUAUGCAAUAUCAAUGAAAAAGGAAGAGGCGUGGGCCUUUUUCUGCCCUCUGAGGAGCGGGUUGGCUUUGUCUCACUUGCACAGAAGGAACUGAUCAGAAGAGAGAACUUCACAACACACCCAAAAAAAUAGCUGAGAAGAAGCCAGAGAGACUGACUACUUGAUGAGAUGCUUCAUGAGCGCUUCCUUCUGCUGUCUGGCGCUGGACUGCUGAUUCUGACAUCAGCGCUGUCUCUUGAGUGCACCAAAUACAAUGUGAAAACCUGUCAGGACUGCAUCCAGUCUGGCCCGGGAUGCGCCUGGUGUAAGAAGCGGGAUUUCACAAAAGUAGGAGAACAAGAUUCCAGUCGCUGUGACACCAGGGAACAACUCCGGCAGAGGGGAUGUGGGGAUGACAUAAUUUUUCCAGAAAGCUUUGCCCAGCCAGGUCCACCACCAAGUCAGAUAAAGCAAAUCCAUCCUGAGAAUGUGCAACUGCAGCUAAGACAAGAUCUACCUGCUGUUUUUAAUGUGACAUUCCGCCGUGGGGAGGACUACCCUAUAGAUCUUUACUAUUUGAUGGACCUCUCAUACUCUAUGAAUGAUGAUCUGGAAAAUGUGAAGAAGCUAGGAGGAGACCUGCUGAAUGCUCUCAAAAAGAUUACCAAACAUGCUCGAAUAGGGUUUGGCGCCUUUGUGGAUAAGACAGUGUUGCCCUUUGUUAACACCCACCCAGAGAAGCUGCAGAACCCUUGUCCAAGCAAGGAGACCAAAUGUCAGCCACCAUUUGCUUUCAGGCAUGUGCUCAGCCUCACAGACAGGGUAGAGAAGUUCAAAGAAGAAGUCGGCAAGCAGGAUAUAUCAGGGAAUCUUGACGCCCCAGAGGGAGGACUCGACGCCAUGAUGCAAGCUGCUGUCUGUGGGGCUAAGAUUGGUUGGAAAAAUGUGACACGCUUACUGGUGUAUACGACAGAUGAUGGCUUCCAUUUUGCUGGGGAUGGUAAACUUGGAGCCAUCUUAACUCCUUAUGAUGGGAAAUGCCACCUGGAGGAAAAUAUGUAUAAAAGGAGCAAUGAAUAUGACUAUCCAUCUGUUGGUCAGUUGGUUCAAAAACUUGAAGAAAACAAUAUCCAGCCCAUUUUUGCUGUUACCAGUAAAAUGGUUGAUACAUAUCGGAAACUCAGUGAGAUGAUUCCCAAAUCUGCUGUGGGAGAGCUGCAGGAAGACUCAAAUAAUAUUAUCCAACUCAUCCAGCGUGCCUAUGAUAGUUUGUCUUCCAAAAUUAUUUUGGACCAUGGCCCUUUGCCAAACUUCAUCAAAAUCACGUAUGAUUCCUUCUGUCCUAACCAAAUACACACCAAGGAUAAACCAAGAGGGGAAUGUGACAACGUGAAGAUAAAUGAUCAGAUUACUUUCCAGGUGAAAGUUACAGCAACCAAAUGCAUUGACAACGAAAUGGUUACUAUCCGGGCUCUUGGUUUCACAGACUCCCUUGCUGUGCACAUGCGCGGUCGAUGCAACUGUGAAUGUGAUGAGGAAAUAUCAAGUAGCUCUGACUGCAGUGGACAUGGGAAAGUAGAUUGUGGAAUCUGCAGCUGUUUUCCUGGCUUUAUUGGAAAGAAUUGUGAUUGUCAAACUGGAGGCAAAUCCAGCAAGGAGCUGGAGAAGAGUUGCCGGAAGGACAAUGCCUCUGUCACCUGCUCCGGCCUGGGCGACUGUGUGUGUGGGCAGUGUGUUUGCCACACUGAUGAAGCAUCCAAAAAGAAGAUCUAUGGUGCUUUUUGCGAGUGUGACAACAUGAACUGCGAGAUUCACAAUGGUCAACUUUGUGGCGGAGAAAUACGAGGACGGUGUGAUUGUGGGAAAUGCAAAUGCAAUCCUGGCUAUGGCGGCAGCGCCUGCCAAUGUGAAACUUCAACAGACGGUUGCUUGAACAUCAAUGAGAGCGUCUGCAGUGGCCGUGGGGAAUGUGUGUGCAACACAUGCCAAUGUAAACAAGGCUAUCAGCUUCCACACUGUGAAGAUUGCGAAGGCUGUCCAUCACCCUGUCCCAGACAUGUAUCAUGUGUUGAGUGCCAUUACUUUCAGAGUGGUCCAUUUCAGAAGAAUUGCUCUCAAGCUUGUUCACACAUUACUCUGAGAGAUAAUGUGAUAUCCAAAAGUAAAGAAUGCAAGGAGAAAGAUUCUCAGAAUUGCUGGAUCUCCUACUCUAUGUUUCAAAUGGAUGGAGAGGAGACAUACUCCGUUAAAGUGGAACCUGUAAAAGAAUGCCCAGAACCCCCUAAUGUCGCAGCCAUCGUAGGGGGCACCGUUGCUGGUGUGGCUCUUAUCGGCCUCCUCCUCCUCCUGAUUUGGAAGCUGGUAACGGAGCUGAUUGAUCGCAAGGAAUAUCACCGAUUUGAGAAAGAGAAGUCCAAGGCUAAGUGGAAUGAUGCUGAUAAUCCUCUUUUCAAGAGUGCCACAACCACAGUUGUGAACCCCCGAUUUAAUGGCCAGUGAAGUUCAACUACAGCAACACGGGAAAGCACAAAUAAAUUCUUCAGGAGAGAAGCAGAAGAUGUUGAUUUUAUUCUCCACUGUACUUUACUCCUGUCAACCACUAUCCAUGUCACAUCUUGUGUUUUCAAUAACCCUUUGUGUGGCUUUUUUCAAACAUGCUUUGAUACUGAUGAUUUUCUUUUCAUAAAAAAGGUCUCCCUGUUAAGAUUGCUUAAUCACACACACCAUGGAAUGAUCUCAACUUGCAUUUCCACUUAUCCUGCCCAAGGCACUCAGAGCAACUUCUCCAGUUAUCAGCUGUUAAAGGCCAACACUUGGAACCCAAA